Messenger RNA from Mangifera indica (mango), 1062 nucleotides. RefSeq lists its product as uncharacterized. Lineage: Eukaryota; Viridiplantae; Streptophyta; Magnoliopsida; Sapindales; Anacardiaceae. The transcript is spliced from 2 exons. The record is from RefSeq and is a predicted model, not a curated record. The coding region runs from base 282 to 761 and encodes 159 amino acids.
CCGUUAUAACCCAGAGGAAACACAAACAUCCACCGCAACCCGUUAACAUAACAAAGCAUAGGCUCCAUAUUUUCCAGCUUCUCUGUCAAGCUGUUACUCUUUCUGAUUCAUCUAGGCCUUGAACUCGGACAGUUUAACCUACCCGAUUUUGGCGGAACACGUUCCUCGUCAUCCGUCAACCACCUAACCGCUGAUGCGAAGCAUAAGUAUAUUUAUUCUUUCACUUCCGUCAACUUUCCAAAGUUACCGUCUCAAUCAAAGCCGUUAAUUUCUGAGAAGUAAUGGAUAAAACUUCGGCGAUUGUUGAUGCGAACCAUCAUCACUCCUUCUCUUCGUCAGCUUCUCAGAGACAUGUUAGCUACAGCUGUGGCUCUUGUGGGUAUGAGCUAAACCUUAGCUCCUCUAAUCGGAACAUCUCAACUAUUGGCUCAAAAUAUGGAAAAUCUAUGAAGCGAGGGAUCAUAUCAUUUGUAGACAUAGAUGAGAGCAGAUUUACACAGGUUGAUGAGCUGCAAUGCAUUCCCUACUUUUCCAAAAAUUCCUGGGGGGUUUUCCGUCACAGAACCAAACUCCUUUGCCGAAAGUGUGGUAACCAUAUUGGAAAUGCAUAUGAAGACAAAACCAUAGUUAACACACCUGUGCCAGAUGGAUCUGAUUCUACUUCAGGUAAUUAUGGUUCUGGUGAGAGAAAAUAUAAUGUUAGAAUACGGGCCUUACAGCCUUCAUCGGCCGAGGGAUCUGGCACUCCACUGUUCUCAUGAUAUAGAGUGCUAGAAUUUGUUUCUUCAGCAGGUAUGAUAUUUCAAAUGUUGGCGGCUACUACUAAGAGUUUUCUGUGUGAUUAUUUUUUGUAUAGGUGUUUUAAAUGUAUUUAUUUUUGUCUUUGUAUUUAUCAACAAGACUUGUAUAUGGAAGUAUCAGAAACUAAAUCAAAAGAAAAGAGUGUGGAAUUUUGAAAGGAGUUGAUCAGGUCAAGAGCCUGUAAGCUUUUUCCAAAUUUGAAUGUAAGAAAGAGUGAUAUUUUUAGAUUGAAAUAAAUGCAACACUUACGCCUUUGCAGCA